Mus caroli (Ryukyu mouse) is the source of this 1075-nucleotide messenger RNA. It is a transcript of the gene Cimip4, whose product is annotated as ciliary microtubule inner protein 4. NCBI's taxonomy places the organism in Eukaryota, Metazoa, Chordata, Mammalia, Rodentia, Muridae. The record is from RefSeq and is a predicted model, not a curated record.
UAGUAACCCACUGGUCCUCUUGGGUAGCAGUGCUACUCUGUCCGACCCUCCAGAGUGGUUCACCCGGGGAGAGCUGCUGCUUGUGAGUGCCAGGUGCCCAGGCUGCAGUUGCACGCAAUCUCCCACCAUCCUUGGCUUACACCUCGCAGGAUUUUGCUCUUCAGGACCAAGCUCAGACAUUACGGAUCCCAGAGCCAGAGGUGAUGGAGCUGAGCCACCGACAAGGUACAACCACGUUGACAAGGACCCACCCGAACGACAAGGAGGGGCAGCAGGACAUGAACUCCUUCAGAGCUAACCAUAGCUCCUUAGGCAACUCUAAAUUUAAGUACCAUGCAAGGCUCUCCCAGAGCCCCUUAGGCAGCUCCCUGGGCCAGGGCCACCUGGAGACUCCACCUCUACCACCAACUCCUACCUGCAGGACUUCCCUGGCUAUGAACUCCCAUCCUGAGGACCUGAAGAAGGGGGCAUCCAGAUCCAGCUCGAGAGAUGCCAGGGAGACCUUCCGAGAGGGAUGUGUCGGGGAGGAAGGCCGAGACUCCAGGUCCCCAGAGCAGAGGACAGUGCCUCUGAGCAAUAAGGACAGCGUCAUUCCUGAGAACAUCCGCCACAAAUUUGGGAGCAAGAUGGUGGACCAACUGAUCUCUGAGGAUCAGGCUCGACAGGCCAUUGGUGAAAUGUUUGAGGGCCAGAAGAGGCCAAGCUCAUGGCCUAGCAGGACCCAGAGCCCCAUGCAAGCCUCCUCCAUUUUCUCAGACUACUACGACCUGGGCUACCACAUGCGGUCCAACUUGUUUCAAGGCCCACCCCAGGAGACAAAGAGCCUCAUGAAGGCUUCCUACACACCGGAGGUGAUAGAGAAGUCGGUGAGGGAUGUGGAACACUGGCACGGGAGGAAGACGGAUGACCUGGGCCGGUGGCACCGGAAGAAUGCAAUGAACAUGAACUUGCAGAAAGCGCUGGAAGAGAGAUAUGGAGAGAAGAGCAGAUCCAAGGCCAAGUAGUUGAAAGGACAUUGGGAGGAAGCUUGAGAAUGUUGCCAAUAAAGAAAUAAAGGCUGUGGUCUGCCACUGUG